Messenger RNA from Leptosomus discolor (cuckoo roller), 1101 nucleotides. It is a transcript of the gene AMER2, whose product is annotated as APC membrane recruitment protein 2. The record is from RefSeq and is a predicted model, not a curated record. Gene Ontology annotation, biological process: regulation of canonical Wnt signaling pathway. Lineage: Eukaryota; Metazoa; Chordata; Aves; Leptosomiformes; Leptosomidae. Gene Ontology annotation, cellular component: plasma membrane. Gene Ontology annotation, molecular function: beta-catenin binding; phosphatidylinositol-4,5-bisphosphate binding.
CCGGACCCGGGCGCCGGAGAGGUUGGGACAUCCGCGAAGGAUGCGGCCAUAACAGGUGACAUUCCAAUAACGACUAUCCCCCCUGUUGAACCUCACUGUGAUAGCGGUCAAGAGCCGGCAGCCGCCCCUGACCCUUCCUCUGUUGAUCCACCCUCAGAGCAAUCGAUUGAUCGUAUUUGUUUGAUGUUUGCUGACGUGACUUCACUGAAAAGCUUUGACUCUCUUACAGGCUGUGGAGAUAUUAUUGCGGACCACGAGGAGGAUGUGGGCGGCGGGAGUGGCAGCUGUGAGAAGAGCACCCCCGGGGCCGGCAAACUGGGUGCCUCCAAGAAGCACCCCACCAUGGUGGCCUACCAGGGAGGAGGGGAGGAGAUGGCCAGCCCGGACCAGGUGGACGACACCUACCUGCAGGAGUUCUGGGAUAUGCUGUCGCAGACAGAGGAGACCCAGCCUGAAGGAGGAGGAGGAGGGAUAAAGAAGCCCGAGGGGUCGAAGGAGAACCGAGGUAGCGAGGGGGCUCAGAACAAGGUGGUGGUGAAACGUGGUGGCCUUCACCAGAUCCCCAUUCAUCUCAACCACAAAGAGGAGCAGAAGGGCAGGGAGAAGGAGCAGCAUGAAGGCGUCCCAAACAGCGACGAGGGCUACUGGGAUUCCACCACCCCUGGUCCCGAGGAAGAUGGUUCCACAAGCAUCCAGAAGGAGACCAUUCCCAGAGACAGCUACAGUGGGGAUGCUCUCUAUGAUCUCUAUGCCGAGCCGGAUGAGAACCCACCAGCAGGGCCCACGGACGAAGAGGUCACCUGCGUGCCACGCUCCAAGCCCGUGUCUCCGAUAACGACCACAUGCUCACUGAAGACACCCUCAAGCACAGUGAAGGACUCCAAGAUACCCAUCAGCAUUAAACACCUUUCGUCGCAUCCUGCCAGCCAUGGAGCAGACGCCAGCAACAGCCAUCACGUUGCACACCAUCACCUGGCCAAAAGCGAGAUGCACAGAACAAAAAUCCCUGUCUCCAAAGUACUGGUACGCCGGGUCAGUAACAGGGGCUUAGCAGGGACAACAGUGAAAGCUGCCACGUACCAGGACAGUGCCAAAAAGUAG